CUGCACUACGGGACCCUCCUGGGCAGCAGAGCUUGUGCCCACAUGGCAGCAGCUGCCUGGGCCAGUGGCUUUCUCUAUUCACUGCUGCACACAGCCAAUACAUUUUCCCUGCCCCUGUGCCAUGGCAAUGUCUUGGGCCAGUUCUUCUGUGAAAUCCCACAGAUCCUCAAGCUCUCCUGCUCAAAUUCCUACCUCAGGGAACUUGGGCUAAUUGCUGUUAGUGCCUGUUUGCUAUUUGUUUGUUUUCUUUUUGUCAUUUUCUCCUAUGUGCAGAUCUUCAGGGCUGUGCUGAGGAUCCCCUCUGAGCAGGGACAGCACAAAGCCUUUUCCACCUGCCUCCCUCACCUGGCCGUGGUCUCCUUGCUUAUCAGCACUGGCACAUUUUCACACCUGAAACCCCCCUCCAUCUCCUCCCCAUCCCUAGAUCUGGUCCUGUCAAUUCUGUACUCGGUGGUGCCUCCAGCCCCUCCGUUCCCGCCUCCUGCCCUGAGGGCCAUGGGGGCGGGAUGGCGUCCUGAGGGCGGCGCCGGGAUCGUGUGGUCAGAGCCUGGAUCCUGUGGGCGGAGCCUGGAUCCUGACUGCAUUGCCCGGAUAGUGUGGGCCAAGUUUGGAUCCUGCGGGCUGCUCCUGGAUGCUGUGGGCAGAGCCUGGGUCGUGUGGGCCGCGCCUGGAUCCUGUAGGUGUCACCAGGAUCCUGAGGGCAGUGCCCAGAUCAACCAGGCAGCACCCAGAUCCUGA
Melospiza melodia melodia is the source of this 738-nucleotide messenger RNA. Its product is annotated as olfactory receptor 14J1-like. Gene Ontology annotation, molecular function: odorant binding; olfactory receptor activity. Lineage: Eukaryota; Metazoa; Chordata; Aves; Passeriformes; Passerellidae. The transcript is spliced from 2 exons. The annotation marks the transcript as partial. Gene Ontology annotation, cellular component: membrane. The record is from RefSeq and is a predicted model, not a curated record. Gene Ontology annotation, biological process: G protein-coupled receptor signaling pathway.